AUCGGAAGACGCACAAUUACAUUUGCUUUGGAUGAGUGACGACGAGGACAAGACCACUCUGCAGACGAUUGCACGUGAUAUUGCGAGGGUCCACUGCUGCCUAAGCGAGGCUAACGCCAGGUGCAGCCCCACCGUCAAGCUCGGUGACCUCACCGUUUCGUCGUGGCCUCUCUCGACUGAGACUGCGGGCGCUCUCAUGGCCAAGUACCCCGAGCGUGUGCCGGCCCAGGACGUCACGAUCCACAACAGUUACCACUUUUUCCAUGGCGAUUUUUUUUGCGAAUGUGACCUGCUCGGCGAGCUGGAUCCCGCGCCAGACGACGGCAACUACUUCUCGAUGGCGUACAACACGAGGCUGGCGCAUUUUGCGAUCGACUUGACCGGCGACGCAUCCAAGUUGAAGCCGGCGACGAAGCGACGGCCUCGCCAUACCUUUGCAACUGUCAUCUACUUCUUCCCGUCCAACUGCGUCGGUGGAGCCGUCACCAUCUCAGACAACGACUGGACGACGACGUUCGAGGCCGUCGACGGGUGCUUUCUCUCGUUCUACAGCACGUGUGACGUGACGGUGGCGCCCAUCACGUCCGGACACCGGGCUUGUGCUGUGUAUCACGCUGCGUACGACUUGGAAGAAUCGGGGUGGCACAGCAAAGUGCCCAAGGCUUGGUACGCGCCGCGGCCGCUGCCGUCGGUCCAAGUCCUCCAAGACGUUGCUUGCCAAUACGAUCCGGAGGGCUACAUUGGCGUCGCGAUCUACCUUGAGUCACCCAGCUUGACGCCGACGUUUGAUUCGCUCACGGGUCGUGACAAGGCGAUCGUCGAUCGGCUGGUGGCCACGGACGUCUUUGACAUUGUAUUUGAACGGCCGACCCAAGACGACAAGAAAGUCACCGAGCCCAUUCCGCCGCUGCCCGAGACGUUCCACCCAUUGUGUGCGACACCGGCGCUCGUCCAAGAGAUCUACCACCAGUCGCCAAUCAAGGAGUUUGCAGACGUCUCCGAGGCGCACGGUAGGGUUUACUUCGGGUGGCCCAUUGAGAACGACGGGCUACAAGUGUACGGCUGCUUUCUCCUCGUUUGGCCCAAAGCGGCGCGCGUGCACAUUCUGGGCUACAACCGCUUGAUGUCGGUCUUGCGUGCCAACUUGGACGGUGAUAUGACCGACGACCUCGGCUUCGGAUCGCUCGACAGCGUCUUUACAGCUGCCUUCCGGUACUUUUACCCGCAGCCCCGGGACAAGUAUGCAUCGACUUCAAACGGCCGACAUCACGAUUGAAUUCGCUGCUCAUUUGGUGCACCUCGCGACCACCGGCGACGCCGUCGCGCACUCGAUCGCGCGUGUCUGCAUCCCGCUGUGGUGGC
Saprolegnia diclina VS20 is the source of this 1362-nucleotide messenger RNA. RefSeq lists its product as hypothetical. The record is from RefSeq and is a predicted model, not a curated record. NCBI's taxonomy places the organism in Eukaryota, Oomycota, Saprolegniomycetes, Saprolegniales, Saprolegniaceae. The transcript has 2 exons. Bases 32 to 1276 code for a protein of 414 amino acids.